AAUGAUGGCUUCCAGUCUCUGUAUCACCGCUUCUGCAAUUAGUCCGGAUAUUGGUGACUCCAUUGAAGUUCCUUUCAUCUGUUUGUAUAUCACGCCGUUGAAUUGGAAGUAUGUUGUCAGGCAAAGGUCUGUGAGUUCCAUUAGACUUGAAAAUAUAAGUUCCAUGCGUUCUGAAAAACUUGUGUCUUCACUGAGCAGCAGGGAUAUAGUUCCCUUGGCCAGCUGGAGUUCAAUGGAAGUGUACAGUGCCGUGACAUCGAAGGAUAUCAUUAGUUCGCCGUUUUCUAUAUUAAUGCUUUUGAUCUUUUCUAAAAAUCCAGUUAGUGAUUUGGUCGAAUGUCCACAUGACUGAACGAAG
This is a messenger RNA of Heterobilharzia americana, 358 nucleotides long. The record is from the annotation of a GenBank genome assembly. NCBI's taxonomy places the organism in Eukaryota, Metazoa, Platyhelminthes, Trematoda, Strigeidida, Schistosomatidae.